AUGAACAUUUUAUGUUAUUAUCGUGAUUGCACAGAAGAAGAUGCUGCAAAAAUGUAUAAAGAGCACAUUAUUGAUAAAAUUCAAGAUCAAUUGGAAUUUAAUCAAUACUUUACACGUCAGUGGGACAUUCAUAAACAACAGUGGAUAGCCGCUGCCAGACCAAAUGAAUUAACCGUUGUGAAUACCGUUUCUGAAUCUUUAUUUAAAAAGAUAAAAUAUCACGAUUUUGGCUGCGUUAAAAAUCAAAGAAUUGAUAUUUUUGUCAAAAAUCUUUUAGAAGAAGUUGCACCCAAUUACUUUUAUCGUAUUAAAAACGAUUUACUUCAAACAGGUUUUAUUCCUUCAAUUAGAAUUCGCGAGCCUCGAUUGACAGAUUAUAAAACAAAAUUGAAAAGAGAAGUUCAAUCACGUUUAUACCAAGUAUUAAAUUUUGUUCAGAAUCAAGAAGCCAAUUUGAAUCCAUUAAGAUUUUUAUUGGAAAAUGCUGAAGAAAAACUUUCUCAAAUAAAUGAGAAGAUACAAAAUUCAAUUACAUAUUUAAGAUCGUUUGAAAUUCCAAAUGAAUUGUUAGAUACGUAUAUGUUAGAAAUUAAUGAAUUUUGUUAUAAUUCUCCAGGUUAUAUUUUAGAACAUUUCGAAGAAUUUUUGGAGGAUUUCAAAGAAAAGAAUAAUUUAAUAGACUAA
Trichomonas vaginalis G3 is the source of this 684-nucleotide messenger RNA. RefSeq names its product zinc ion binding protein family. The transcript has a single exon. Lineage: Eukaryota; Parabasalia; Trichomonadida; Trichomonadidae. The record is from RefSeq and is a predicted model, not a curated record. Bases 1 to 684 code for a protein of 227 amino acids.